Messenger RNA from Acanthopagrus latus (yellowfin seabream), 4501 nucleotides. Its product is annotated as melanopsin-A-like. Gene Ontology annotation, biological process: G protein-coupled receptor signaling pathway; visual perception. The transcript is spliced from 11 exons. NCBI's taxonomy places the organism in Eukaryota, Metazoa, Chordata, Actinopteri, Spariformes, Sparidae. Bases 1 to 1674 code for a protein of 557 amino acids. Gene Ontology annotation, molecular function: G protein-coupled receptor activity. Gene Ontology annotation, cellular component: membrane. The record is from RefSeq and is a predicted model, not a curated record.
AUGGAUUCGAGGCUGCUGAUUGGAUCGGGGAUCCCCACGCCGGACCCGACCACCCGCGCACCCUGGAACAUCAGCUCCAUCAGUCCGCACCGGCUCAUGGAGCUGUCUCCGGUCGCUACAGCUGGGUCCACGAUCCCAAGCCACCCAUUUCCGACGGUAGACGUCCCGGACCACGCUCACUACACCAUCGGUGUCGUCAUCCUGGUCGUGGGCAUCACAGGCAUGCUGGGAAACUUCCUGGUCAUGUACGCUUUCUGCAGGAGCCGGAGCUUGCGGACGCCAUCCAAUAUUUUCAUCAUUAACCUGGCAGUCACAGACUUCCUCAUGUGCUUUACUCAGACACCCAUCUUCUUCAUCACCAGCAUGCACAAGCGAUGGAUCUUUGGAAAGAAAGGUUGUGAGUUAUACGCCUUCUGCGGAGCGCUGUUCGGUAUCUGCAGCAUGAUGACACUAAUGGUGAUUGCAGUGGACCGGUACGUGGUGAUCACCAGGCCUCUGGCCUCCCUGGGGUCGAUGUCUCGCAGGAAAGCCCUGAGCAUUUUGGCUGCUGCCUGGAUCUACUCCAUGGGCUGGAGCCUGCCCCCCUUCUUUGGCUGGAGUGCCUACGUCCCCGAAGGUCUGAUGACGUCUUGUUCCUGGGACUACAUGACGUUCACCCCCUCCGUCCGCUCCUACACCAUGCUUCUCUUCACCUUCGUCUUCUUCAUCCCUCUCUUCGUUAUCAUCUUCAGCUACUGUUGCAUCUUCAGAGCCAUCCGACACACAACGCGAGCGAUAACGAAGAUCAACUGUGAGGGAACGAGAGACUCUGCGAAGCGGUUCAACAAGAUGAGGAGCGAAUGGAAGAUGGCCAAGAUCGCGCUCAUCGUCAUCCUGCUGUUCGUCGUCUCCUGGGCCCCGUACUCCUGUGCGGCCCUCACUGCAUUUGCUGGGUACGCUGACAUGUUGACUCCGUAUAUGAACUCUGUUCCUGCCGUGAUCGCCAAAUCAUCCGCAAUCUACAACCCCAUCAUAUACGCCAUAACACAUCCCAAAUACAGAUCGGCGAUCAGCAAGUACAUUCCCUACCUCGGGGUGUUGCUGUGCGUUACCGGCAGAGACCGUUUCAGCAGCAGCAGCUUCCAGUCCACCCGGCGAUCGACCCUCACCAGCCAAUCAGAGUGCAAAGGCCACAGCAAGCCCCGCAACUCCUCCCUGUCGGAAAGCGAAUCAGCUCGCUUCUCAGACGCGGAGGAGGACAGCUCGUCCCGGACGCCCGUCGGUCGCCAGUUAUCCUGUGAUGUCAAACAGGUGCGCCAUACCAGCCAGAGGUCAAAGGUGAGAGGUCACAACAUGGGAGAGUUUGACAGGACCGCCGCCCACAACCCCACAGACCCGGCCAUAUGUCUCCUCUCACAGAUCACAACUCUGGCAGAGCCUGAAGACAUUUCCAUGUCGGACAUGAGUCUGAAGACAACCAGCCACCUGCCUGCUACUCUGGAGAACGUGAUGGAGGAAUCGGGGCCAAGGACCACGUACAAGACGUCAUCCGUCAUUGUCACCUCCAUAUCCACCCCGUGUAUACUGCACAGCCCUCCUGGUUUCCAUGGCAAGCUCAAACUGACCAAAACUUACAGCCCAGUCGUGAAGGAGCCCAUUGAUAUCGUCAGACUGGAGACGACAGUGUUACAGUGAGCAGCUGGACAAAAGUGCAACGACAGUGUAAUCGCGCGUGUGUGUGUGUAUGUGUGUGUGUGUGCGUGUGUGUGUUUCAGUAUUUUCCUCCGUUGUACUUUUCUGUACCAGCAUGCAGUUUGCUACUUAGCACAACUUAAAACCAGAGCAUGCCCUUAUUAUUUGUUUUUUUGCACAACUGUUUGAGUGUGAGCGAGCGAGCGUGAGUGCCCCGUAAAUCUAAAGAAAAAAAUCUGUACACGCGCGCAAACACGCUAAUGUACUUUCUCUGACAUAUCAUGGUGGUCGGAGAUGGUUUUACCUCAGAGCCAGAGGCAACGAGUCAGCCUUAAAAACACAAUAUGAAGAGUCUCUUUCUCAAAGGUUGAGUAUCCUUCAGAUGAUGCCAUACAACAGUUCAAUGUUCACUGUUAUGUUUUUGCGGUUUAAUUUUUUAUGAUUCUGGUCCAUUUAGAUGUCAGCUGGGGACGUAAAAACUGUUAAAAUAUCUAUUUUUUAUUGGUCUUCAGGAGCCAUAUUUUACACACUACAUGCAUUGUUGCGCAGACAAAAGUAGCUCCAUACUUUUUUAAGAGUAUGAAAUGACUUUCAAAACAGAACCAACUAAGUCCAGCACUAAGUCUGUCUAUUGUUUGUGUUUUUUCUACUUGAGGAUGUUAGAAUAUACUUAAAAUACUGAUUACAAGUGCAUUAAGCAGUGUUUUUUCUUGGCGGCACUACAGAUCUUGCUGCGAAUCAACACUGUAAUUUACAAACAACUUUGAGCCUGCUCAAAGCUAAAAAAAACACAUUUCUGAAUAUAAAACUGUAAGCAGCCUCUCCUACAAGAGGGAGUUCACUUUCAUUGCAUCUAAUGUCAGAGAGUCAAAGUAAACAAGUAACUGGGGAGGACAGUCACAGAUUUUUCACAUGUCAAAUACGCAAACACCCGGAUAAAAGCGGAACAUCUGGCUUUUGUCAUCAGUGGGACAUUCCCAGCGUCCAACACACUGUUGUGAUUUCUGUUCAAGAUGUGCUCGACCUGCUCUGAAAGAGGGACAGAAGUAAAAGAUGUGAUGAAGUAACCACCUAACUGUAACACUGUCACUGUCCUGGUCGGUGCAACAACAGGGAAAAGAAAGAAGCAAGAUGGCGGCUCACUUAAUAGCUACGCCCAAAAAACAAAGACGAUGCAUCUGAUUCUGAAUGUUACUGUUUAAGAGUAUUUUAUAAUCAAGAUUAUACAAAAAAACCCAUUGCUUUUUACUGAUCCCUGUUCUCCAGCAGCGUUUCUCAAGUAAAAUGUUGACACACCAGAAAAAACAGGAAGGCGAACGCAUCCACACCUGAAACAGUAAAUGAGUCAGUCAGGAGUUUAUACAUGCUAAUGUUUGGAGAGAUUUUAUUUUCUCAGGAGCUGGCAGAUGAAGCGCCGAGGGCCAAAAUGACCCGACUUUAACAGGUGGCUAGAAAGUAGAACUUCACCUUUGUUUCUAUUAAGUAGUUUUUUUUUAGCGUCUGCGUUUCCAAAAACAUCACAUGUAUUCAGGCAGCCCACACGUGUAGAUUUAUAAACUUUGUUAAUUUUUCUAUUUUGUUUGAGUAAUUUUAUAUUUAUUAUCUGAAGAACUAGUGCAAUGUCUUUCUGGGGUGGUGCAUUAAUUUAAAUAUGUAAAAAAAAAAAAUAGAAAUAAAAAAAAAUAAAAAAUGGCCUACUUACUGCAACGCUGCUGCGCCACAGUUGUCUCCAAUACUGCAGAUUCCACUGGAUUCGUACCCGUUGCGUUCCAGCUGAAUUGGCUCAACUGCUGCCUCGUGCUUCGGCAUCCGGCAGAAAUAGAAGUCCAAAUAGCCGUAAGAUGAAUCCAACACAAACUGAAACUGUAUCAUUAAAAUAUUCUCUGGGAUGCACUUAGCCCGGACAAACCGACUGCUCAGUCCAGACUUUCUGCCCUCUAGUGGUUGAAAAACGCUUUAACGCAGCUUUGAUACGAGAUGAUUUACUCCUGAACUGAGUAAUCAGACACACAAUGCGACCGGACAGCAGAGGAUACAGUAAGUUUGGUUUUCCCCCCCUCUGGCUCUUCGUCAUUGAUUUUUCCAGUCCUGGUGACCCGAAGUACCACAGUUUGGACAAAUUAGGUCACAAAUAUGUCACGACAUCAUAGUACAUCAGCUAACACUGUGUGGUAUGAGAGUGUGUGUGUGUGUGUGUGUUCGCAUUGAAAAACAGCAGUCAGUACUGUACUUUGCAUCUUCUCCUGAUGCCAUACUUUUCUGUAAACACCUCCUGUUAGAUCAACAGGUGACGGUUUUCUACAUGACUGUACCGUUCUGAGAGUAUCAGGAUCGUGAUCGUCGACCUCAUGAGACACGCGGAGCUGCAUCACAUUUUCUGAUUGAUUGAACGUCACGUGUCCAAACGCAUUUUUUCUUUCUCCACUUUUUUGUACAUUGCAGUUCCGUUUUGAGAUUCCUAAGACUGCUGCAUCGUUGACUAUGAUUGUAAUAAGUGUUGUGUUCAGGCGUCGAUCCAAUUCUGACACCCGCCGUCAUCGUCAUGUUUGUUUAAUGAUCGAUCGUCAAAUUAGAGUCUUUGUUAACGAGGGUUGAUGCAUUCCCACUGCUGCUCAUCUGUCCUGCAGUAUACCCGUCAAUGAAUGUACAAAAAUGACAUAUGGCUAAAAAAUUGGAAUUUACGACAAAAACAAAUACAUAAUGUUAUUAUAUAUGAAAUUUCUGCUUUAUUGAAGUGAUGUUUUAUGAAGUGAUGGUUUCAUGUUUUUGGUUUCUUUGUACAAAAUGUUUUGUGUUGUUUGUUAUUUAUUUUUCUAAAUAAAAAUGGUUA